This is a messenger RNA of Tigriopus californicus, 2061 nucleotides long. RefSeq lists its product as uncharacterized. The coding region runs from base 288 to 1988 and encodes 566 amino acids. NCBI's taxonomy places the organism in Eukaryota, Metazoa, Arthropoda, Copepoda, Harpacticoida, Harpacticidae. The transcript has 2 exons. The record is from RefSeq and is a predicted model, not a curated record. Gene Ontology annotation, molecular function: asparagine synthase (glutamine-hydrolyzing) activity. Gene Ontology annotation, cellular component: cytosol.
GUCAUCAUUAUCGAAGUAUCCCCAGAACUAGGAACAUAAACAUCAAUGGUGAGCCUCACCAGCAAAAAAGUCCUGCCAUGAAAGGUAACUUUGCAUGAGCCAAUCUCUCCGCAAGAUAUAACUCGCCCAGAAGUCAAAAGCUAGACUAGAAAUUUCACUUCACCUUAGUACGGUGAAGUUCUUUUAAACCGGCUGGUGGAUGUUGAUCUGAUCUGCGUUUUGAGGUUGUCGAAAUUCGACAAACUAGUCCACAUUACUAGUUACGAGGGCUGCUCUGUGAAGUCAAGAUGUGUGGAAUUCUCGCCGUAUUUGGACUGAGUGAAUCUUCCGUGGGGAAGCGCAAGGAAGGUUUGAGACUCUCGAAAUUGCUACGUCAUCGAGGUCCGGAUUGGAACGGGAUCCAUUGUGCCAAGAACUGUCUUCUGGCUCACGAGAGAUUGGCCAUUAAUGGUCUCAACUCCGGUGCUCAACCCAUCUGCUCCAAACAAGAGGAUAUCUCGUUGUCCAUCAACGGCGAGAUCUACAACUACAUCGAGCUCAAAGACGAACUCAUCGCCCAGGAUGAACGAGUCAAAGACGACUUCACCACGGAUUCGGAUUGCGAGGUUAUCCUUCAUUUGUACAAGAAGUACGGCAAGGAUUUCUUGAAGGAGAAAUUCGUUAACGGCAUGUUCGCUUUUGCUUUGUACGACGAAACCGAGGAUGAAUACGUGAUUGCCCGUGAUCCAGUGGGCAUCAUUCCCUUGUACAUGGGUUGGUCUUCGGAUGGUUCCAUUUGGUUCGGAUCUGAACUGAAAGCUAUCCAAGACAAUUGCGACCAUUUCGAGAUCUUUCCCCCGGGUCAUUACUACGUGGGUCGAUCCGUCCGAUCUCCGAUCGGUAAUAAGCUCGAGUCCUAUUACACCGAACCGUGGUUCGUGGAUUUGAACCGGUUACCCUCCAUCAGUUUUGAUAAGCUCGAGCUCCGCAAUCAGCUAACCGAAUCUGUUCGACGGCAUUUAUUGUCCGAUGUUCCCUAUGGCGUGCUUCUAUCCGGAGGCUUGGACUCGUCUUUGAUCGCAUCCAUCGCUUGUCGAGAGUACAAAAAGAUUGGGAACAAUGAUAUCAUUCGCUCCUUCUGUAUUGGUUUGGAAGGUUCGCCGGACAUUGCGGCGGCGGAGAAGGUCGCUCGGCAUAUUGGAUCUCGGCACUAUUCGUUCACGUUCACCGUUCAGCAAGGCUUGGAUGCGUUGAUGGAUGUGAUCUACCAUGUGGAAACUUUUGAUGUGACCACGGUCAGGGCCUCUACACCCAUGUUUCUACUGGCUAGAAGAGUCAAGGCCACGGGAUGUAAGAUGGUCUUGAGCGGCGAAGGGGCGGACGAAGUGUUCGCCGGAUAUUUGUACUUUCAUAAAGCACCGAAUGCCGGCGAGUUGCACAAAGAAACGGUCAGGAAGAUCAAGUCUUUGCAGAAGCAUGACUGUUUGAGAGCUAACAAGAGCAUGAUGGCCUGGGGUGUUGAAGCUCGUGUUCCGUUUUUGGACCGCGAAUUCCUGGAAUACGCCAUGAAUCUGGAUCCGGAGGAAAAGAUGUGUAACGGCAAAAUCGAGAAGUACAUUCUGCGGGAGGCCUUCAACGAUCCCGAGAAUCCCUAUUUACCGGAUGAUAUCCUUUGGCGUCAGAAGGAGCAGUUUUCAGACGGGGUCGGUUACUCUUGGAUUGAUGCUCUCAAGGACAUUGCUGAGGAGAAUGUGAGCGAUCUCCAGAUGAAGUUUGCCGAAAGCCGCUUUGCAGUGAACCCGCCCGUUACGAAAGAGGCCUAUAUGUACCGCGAGAUCUUCAGCAAGCACUUCCCAUCGCCCUCCGCGGCAAAAACGGUUCCCUUCGGCAAAUCCAUUGCUUGUUCCACACCUGAAGCCAUUGCGUGGGAUGCAUCAUUUCAAAACGCUGCGGAUCCUUCUGGACGAGCCAUUGCCGGUGUUCAUUCUGUGGCUUAUAAAAAGACUUGAAUGAUUGAUUCCUUUUCUACUUUUGUACGGAGGGGUUCAAAUACAAAUAAAAAUCGGCUUUCUUCUCACUCAA